AUGAGACUGUCCUUCUUCAUUGCAUUGUACUUUGUGCUAUGCUUUCAACACAUUGCAGCUCGCCCACUUCUCCAUCCUCGCAUGGCAGACUUUGAUAGCGUUCGAAUACACCUGGAUCGACCUUACGUGGAGGAGGAUGAGCACCAUCCGAACAAAUACUUCCUCGAAUCAAUCUUCAACCCACACUACGACGGCCGUUUUGCAGACCGUCCGCUCAAGUACGACGAGAAGCAAUCCCAUCUUUCAGCCUUGAUCAGGACAUAUCUUUUUACUAUGGAGAGCAUCAGCGUGGAGACAUGGCUUAUGCACGGAACUUUGCUCGGCUGGUACUGGAACCGCAAAAUCAUGCCUUGGGACUCUGAUCUGGAUGUCAUGGUUUCGGAGUCCUCUCUACAUUUUCUGGCUGCAUAUCAUAACAUGACCAUGCAUACGUUCAAGCUACCACGAUACAAGACAAGACGAAGCUACAUGCUGGAAAUCAACCCUCGUUGCAGUGAACGGGCACUCGACAAGGAGAACAGAAUUGAUGCAAGAUGGAUCGAUACGGAGACUGGGCUUUUUAUUGAUAUCACGACACUCAGACGAAUUGGUACUACCGAGGACAACGGCGACUUGGAAUUCAAGGUGAAGGACAACCAUCACUACAUGUACGAUGACAUAUUCCCACUUCGUCAAAGCGCAUUCGAGGGCAUCUCUGUCAGCAUUCCUUAUGCCUAUCCGGACAUUCUCAUCGAGGAGUAUGGAGAUGAUGCUCUUUCUUCUGUGCACCACGAGAACCAUCGGUUCGACGAGCAGAAGCAGAAUUGGCUUCCGCAAGCCGUCUUGAGUAGCUCUGAGUACGACGAGAGCGAGGAUACUUGA
Fulvia fulva is the source of this 861-nucleotide messenger RNA. RefSeq lists its product as uncharacterized. Bases 1 to 861 code for a protein of 286 amino acids. The record is from RefSeq and is a predicted model, not a curated record. Lineage: Eukaryota; Fungi; Ascomycota; Dothideomycetes; Mycosphaerellales; Mycosphaerellaceae. The transcript has a single exon.